AUGCCAGCUGAUAAUACUGGAAGCACGUCAAGCAAUAGUCCAGUAAUUUCGAUAGGUAACAUCCGAGGUUUGGGAGGAUGUGACUAUGGGUCAUUUAGAAUGUCUAAUGAGUUUUUAGGAUGGAAAAAUAAAAAAACAAAUAGCGUAUAUCAAUACAAAUGCAAUGAUAUUAGUGAAGGCGAAUGGAUAAAACUAAGUUACAAUAAUAAUAGACUACAUUUAAAAUUUAAUGAAUCUAAAGAUAAUUUGAUUGUAUUUUUUGAUGGUUUUCCUGAUCGAAAUAUUGCAGAAAUUACACAACAUUUUCAAAAAUAUUUUAAUAUAAAACUAGGUACCAGAAAACUAGCUACAAAAGGAUGGAAUUGGGGAGAAUUCAAAUUAGAAAAUUCAAAUUUAUUUUUUGAUAUUGAUAAAAAAUACGCAUUUAAUAUUAAUACAAAUAAUAUCAACCAACUAAAUGUGCAAAUAAAAACAGAUAUAGCCAUAGAAUUAAAAAAUGAUGAAAAUAAACAAAAUACAAAUGAAGAUGUACUUUCAGAAAUACGUUUUUAUUAUCCUCAUGAAAAUGAUGAAAAUCAAAAUUUCCAAGAUUUAAAAAAUAAUCUAUUAGAAAAAGUUAAUAUAGGAGAUUCAAAGAGCGAAUGUAUUGCAUCAUUAUCUAAUAUACCAUUAUUAGUACCAAGAGGAAGAUAUGAAAUUGAAAUGUAUUCAAAAACUUUUAAAUUACAUGGAAAAUCUUAUGAUUUUACUGUUCAAUAUUCAAAUAUUAAUAAAAUGUUAUUAGUACCAAAAACUAAUUCAAAUCAAUAUAUUUUAAUAUUUAGUUUAAAUAAUAAAAUCAAACAAGGUCAAACUGAAUAUCCUUUUAUUUUAAUUCAAUUAAGUAAUGACGAUGAUAUGGACUUAGAUAUUAAUGCAUCAGAAGAAGAUAUCCAAAAUUAUAAAUUAGAAAAAACAUUAACAGGAAAAGCUUAUGAUGUUGUUACACGAUUAUUUACAGCUUUAGCUAAAAAAAAUGCAAUUAUCCCAGGAGAUUAUAGAACGGCUAAAAAUGAGCAUGGUAUUACAUGCAGUUAUAGAGCAGCUAGUGGACAGUUAUAUCCUUUAAAUAAAUAUUUCCUUUUUGUUGUCAAACCUGUUAUUUUAAUUUCUUUUGAUGAUAUUGUUACUCUAAGUUUUCAAAGGACAGGAAAUAUAAAUCAACAUCGUUUCUUUUCUCUAAUUAUUAAACAUAAAAGAGGAAUUAGUUAUGAAUAUACAAAUAUCGAUAAAAGUGAAUAUGCACCAUUACUAGAAUUCUUAAAAAGUAAAAAUCUUAAUAUACAAGAUGAUGCAAAUGUCUCUGAAAAAAAAACUGACUUUGAUGACGAUGAUGAUGAUCUUUCUGAAUCCGAUGAAGAAGAUUAUGUAGCCGAAGAAGAAGAUGAAGAAGAUGACAAUGACGAUGAUGAUGAAUAUGAUGACGAGGAUGACGACAAAUGA
Plasmodium yoelii is the source of this 1482-nucleotide messenger RNA. RefSeq names its product FACT complex subunit SSRP1, putative. Gene Ontology annotation, cellular component: FACT complex; nucleus. Gene Ontology annotation, molecular function: nucleosome binding; DNA binding; histone binding. The record is from RefSeq and is a predicted model, not a curated record. Lineage: Eukaryota; Apicomplexa; Aconoidasida; Haemosporida; Plasmodiidae. The coding region runs from base 1 to 1482 and encodes 493 amino acids. The transcript has a single exon.